Anopheles cruzii is the source of this 891-nucleotide messenger RNA. RefSeq names its product zinc finger protein weckle-like. Gene Ontology annotation, biological process: regulation of transcription by RNA polymerase II. The coding region runs from base 101 to 844 and encodes 247 amino acids. The transcript is spliced from 4 exons. Gene Ontology annotation, cellular component: nucleus. Lineage: Eukaryota; Metazoa; Arthropoda; Insecta; Diptera; Culicidae. The record is from RefSeq and is a predicted model, not a curated record. Gene Ontology annotation, molecular function: RNA polymerase II transcription regulatory region sequence-specific DNA binding; DNA-binding transcription factor activity, RNA polymerase II-specific.
AUUUACUGAACCCGAACCAACGGAUGGCUUUGAUAAGCGGCCGUAUUCCUGUAAUGUGUGUGAAAAAAGAUUCAGCAAUAAAAAAAGCGUCAAAACCCAUAUGGUAACGAUCCAUGAAGGAGGUAAACCUUUCGUUUGCGAAGAAUGUGGAACACGGUGGAGUACGAAAAAAUCACUUAAGCAGCAUCAAAUAGUUCAUAUUGACAAGUAUCCGUAUCAUUGUUCGUAUUGUUCAAAGAGCUUCAAAACUUUGCGUGCACUGAAGACUCACGAAGAUACGCAUAACAACACAAUGUACGUUUGCCCUCAUUGUGGACUAAAGUUAAACACAAGGCGCACUCUUCAAAUGCACAUGGUAGUACACUCAGAAGAGAAGAAAUAUAAAUGUCAACAUUGCGGAAAAGAGUACAAACGCUCAAAAGCCCUGAAGAUUCAUUUGAUACUCCACACAGGGUUAAAGCCUUAUGCUUGUCCGUUUUGCGAUAAAACGUUUACGCAAAGUGCGAAUUGCCGUAGUCACAAAAAAAUGUCUCAUCCACUUGAACUGGCUGCCCUGGAGGCAUCGGGAGGACAGCAACCGACCGCAAACAUUCCCAAGUUGAAACAACUGCAACCAAAACUUUCGAACUCACCCGCCGCUGCAAGCAUACAGGAAAUAGUACAGCACAUUACCGAACCAACAGAGUCUACCGUUUAUAAAAUUGAAAAUCCAAGUGCUGUUGUAGUGAAUAAAGCUGUUCUUAGAGAAGAUCACUCUAGCAAUAUCAAAGUCCAGAAAGACAUGCGUAGUGAAGUAAACGUUAGUCCUAUCAGAGUCAAAAAAAGUAAUCUUAAGAAGAAGUAGAGAGAGUAGGUUCGCUACAAAGGGAUUUGUUUCGCGACAGAUGUGUA